CAAAACAAGCUUUGUUACUCGAUAAGUCGAUAACUCAAAGAGAGAAAACACCAAGCAAAUGUUGAAAACGAACCAAAAACCCCAAUAGAACCCUCAAUCCUCUCUACCACCGAUGGCAACCUUCGGUGCGGCAAGGUCAUUCCUCCGCUCCACAACCACCGCUAGAUCCGCCGUCCCACGAUUCGCAGCCGCUUCCAAACCAAAAUCCAACACAUUUUCUCCCUCCUUCAACCUUCCGAAGCAAAAGAAUCUUUCUGCCCCUCGCAUUUUCAGGUCUCCCGUUGAAUUGAGCUGCUGUGUUGAAUCGUUGCUGCCGUAUCACACGGCCACCGCCUCUGCGUUGCUUACGUCCAUGCUCUCCGUCGCGUGCCGUUCCGGUUGGACUCCUGAAGAUUGCAAUGAUGAUGUAUGAUGCAUAUCAGACGGUCGUGCAAAGUAUAAUGAACUUGGGAUUUGUGCAUUGGUGAUAUGCUAAGGGUUUUCAAAGACAUUCGGAGAAGCCAGAGCUAUUUCAUCCUUGUUAUCAUCUUAAACUAUAAACUAGAUGGUUCUUGAUUCAAUCGUUAGUUUUGGAAUAUGUAUCUCAGACUCUAUUGCGCCCCCUUGUUAAAAUUCAAUCAUUUCAUUGUCCUUUGGUUAUUGACUUAUUGUGCUAUUCUCUUAUAGUACCAAUAUGCAGUUCUUCUGUUA
Molecule: messenger RNA, 690 nt
Organism: Spinacia oleracea (spinach)
Lineage: Eukaryota; Viridiplantae; Streptophyta; Magnoliopsida; Caryophyllales; Amaranthaceae
Product: protein NUCLEAR FUSION DEFECTIVE 6, mitochondrial-like
Exons: 3
Coding region: 113-412 (99 amino acids)
Cellular component (GO): mitochondrion
Source: RefSeq, a predicted model, not a curated record